Molecule: messenger RNA, 1479 nt
Organism: Coprinopsis cinerea okayama7#130
Lineage: Eukaryota; Fungi; Basidiomycota; Agaricomycetes; Agaricales; Psathyrellaceae
Exons: 3
Coding region: 1-1479 (492 amino acids)
Source: RefSeq, a predicted model, not a curated record
AUGACAAGCAGACGAUGGGUUGUGUUGGACGACGUCGACACGAACAUUGUAUAUGGAGGGACAUGGUUCACCGUUUACGACUCAUCCGGUAGCCCAGGUGAUAAUGGACCAGCGUACAUGGGUACGUUGCAUGGGGUGAACGAGACAGACCUAGCGGUGGCCACUUUCGAAUUCGAUGGGUCUGCAGUAAAGGCUAUUGGACCAGGCAAUCGUAGCAACUCGCCAGGUGCACCCGGAUGGGAUUGCCGCAUCGAUAUGGAGAGUGUCGGUUCGCGCACCACGCAGAAUAUCGAAAACAGUCUGGAGUUGUGUGUGUGGGAUGCCCCGGAUGGGUCUGCGGGGCGGCAUAGGUUGGAGGUGCUGGCUUGGGCGCAGGGGCAGGCAUUUUGGCUGGACCGAAUCGUGUAUGUGCCUGCCCCUGGAGCGGACGUGGGGAGUCCUGUGGUUAUGCUUGAGAUCGGCGACCCUGCGAUCGCGUAUGGGGAGGGGUGGCUGCUGCUGGAUGAUGAGGCGGCGACUAUGACGCAGGAGAGGGGGGCGACCGUCGAAAUCGAGUUUGUAGGGACUCGAUUGACCUGGGUGGGCUAUGUACCAGCUGAGGUCCCCCACGGUCCAGCAAGCGGUGCCUUCUCCAUCGACGGGAGGGCCCCGGCGACUUUCACUCUGCGUGGGCCUCCUGAGGGGGGUGAUCCCUCGGAAGCCCCUCCACUGUACCACCAGACUUUCUUUCAGACGCCCCAGCUGCCUUUCGGACCCCACAAAGUCGUUGUCGAAUACCAUGGGGACGCGAGCCUGACUCCGCUCACCCUUUCGCAUAUAUUUAUUCAAGAUGGGAAUUGUACUGUUCCUGCACCUGGCGAGCCGUCGGUUUUUGAUACGUGGACGAAGCCCAGUCCGUCUUCUGGUUCUGAGCCGACCUCGUCGUCUCCGGCUGGUCAAAAUGCAAGUACGACCAAUGGGGUACCGGUUGGGGCGAUCGUUGGGGGAGCGCUUGGAGGGUUAUUCCUACUCCUUCUUUCCAUCUUGAUGGUGGUCUUCCUGCGAAGGAGGGGGUCGAACUCGAGUACUGGAAAUAGCUCGAGUCGGAAUGUGGAACAAGUGGGUACUUCGAGUUGGGGACGGACAAGUCCUAGUACACAACACCCCCAACCAUUCGAUGUCGCGCCGUAUUUCUCGGGUAACGAACACCUUAUCCCGGGUGUUCGUCCGCUGGUUUCGUACCAUCCUCCGGUGAAAGGAGGGGUAGUGGGAUCUGUGUCGGAUGGUCGGGCGACGGAGGGUGCUGGUACGCCGGUACCUUGUGGUGCGUCGGGGAGUCAGGGGUCUACGACUCAGGCUGGGAGUGGUUCGAUGGGAGUGGGGUCGACGGCGUGGGGAUCUGGAGUUGCUCUGGUAGGCGACAGUGGUGCAGGGGCGCCUUUGCGGGAGGGGCGUUUGGAAGAUGACGAUGAUGUUCCACCUACGUACUCGGCUACAUGA